This is a messenger RNA of Pelobates fuscus (common spadefoot toad), 6203 nucleotides long. It is a transcript of the gene CNTN1, whose product is annotated as contactin 1. Gene Ontology annotation, molecular function: cell-cell adhesion mediator activity. Lineage: Eukaryota; Metazoa; Chordata; Amphibia; Anura; Pelobatidae. Gene Ontology annotation, cellular component: axon; plasma membrane. The coding region runs from base 309 to 3323 and encodes 1004 amino acids. Gene Ontology annotation, biological process: cell-cell adhesion; brain development; axon guidance. The transcript has 24 exons. The record is from RefSeq and is a predicted model, not a curated record.
GGUUUUUUUUUUCUGCAUACAGUGACUGCAGUAAAAUGCUACAUAGUCUUACAAAUACAGCAUUGGUGUUGGAUCAGAAGGAUUACAGAGAUAAACCCUGGGUUUAAACCACAGAAUGUCUGAUUUGGACUCAGUUCUGCAAUGAUUUACUAUGUGGAGAAUUUUGAUGGGACCAACUUCUGUUUUAUUUCCACAUUCCCAAUAGCCAAACAGUUUCUAACAAUCCGUCAUUGCAGAUACAUUAAAGGAGUUCCAUAAAACACAUCACUUCUUGCAGAAGAAACUGUCAACACUGAACUCUUUCCACAAUGUGGCCUAUUUUAACGCACCUCGUAAUUUAUAUAUUCUUCUGCUGGGCAGAGGAAGGAAAAAGAUAUGGGCCUGUUUUUGAAGAACAACCAACCGACACAAUUUAUCCAGAAGAGUCACAAGAGGGAAAAAUUUCCAUGAAUUGCAGAGCCAGAGCAAACCCUCCUCCAGAAUACAGGUGGAGACUAAAUAACUGGGAUAUUAAUCUUGGAGAUGAGCAUUAUAGUAUGGUGGGAGGUAAUCUCAUUAUCAACAAUCCAGAAAAAUCAAGGGAUCAGGGCAAAUACGUCUGCAUUGUCUCAAACAUCUAUGGGAGAAUUAUGAGUUUGGAAGCCUUUCUAAGCUUUGGAUAUCUGGACACCUUCUCUUCAGAUGAACGUUAUGAGGUGAGAGUAAAGGAAGGAAUUGGAGCAAUGCUGAUAUGUGCACCUCCUCCACACUUUCCAGAUGACCUAAAUUAUCGAUGGCUUUUAAAUGAGUUUCCAGUCUUCAUUACAAUGGAUGAGCGACGAUUUGUUUCACAGACAGACGGGAACUUGUAUAUUGCCAAAGUUGAACAAUCCGACAAAGGAAAUUACUCCUGUUUUGCUUCCAGUCCAUCAAUUACAAAAAGUGUAUUCAGUAAAUUUAUUCCACUUGUCCCACUGCCAGAGAAGACUACAAAGAAAUAUCCAGCUGAUAUAAGAGUUGGAUUUAGAGACACAUAUGCACUAAAAGACGAAAAUGUAACAUUGGAAUGUUUUGCUUUGGGAAACCCAGUUCCUGUAAUACGGUGGGCAAAGGUUGGAGAGUCACUUCCACCCUCGGCUGAAAUUAGCAUGUCUGGAGCUGUCCUGAAAAUUUUCAAUAUUCAACCUGAAGAUGAAGGAACAUAUGAAUGCUCCGCACAAAAUGAGAAGGGAACAGAUAAACAUCAAGCACGAGUAUAUGUACAAGCAAAACCUGAGUGGGUUGAAUAUAUAAAUGAUACGGAACGAGACAUCGGCAGCACCUUGCAUUGGGCCUGUUUAGCAAAAGGCAAGCCUAUUCCAACCAUUAGAUGGUUAAAAAAUGGAACAUCGUAUGGCAAGGGUGAAUUAAAAAUACACAGCUUAACAUUAAAAGAUGCUGGCAUGUACCAAUGCAUAGCAGAAAACCACUAUGGAAUUAUACAAGCUAAUGCGGAACUAAAAGUCAUCACAUUAGCACCUACCUUUGAAUUCACUCCAAUGAGAAAGAAGGCUUUAGCUGCCAAAGGAGGUCGUGCUAUCAUAGAAUGCAAACCAAAAGCGGCACCAAAACCAAAAUAUUCUUGGAGUAAGGGAACAGAACUGCUUGUAAAUAACACCAGGGUUUCCAUUUGGGAAGACGGCAGCCUCGAAAUCAUUAAUAUAACCAAGCUCGAUGAAGGCAGCUACACGUGUUUUGCAGAAAAUGACAAAGGGAAAGCAAAUAGUACUGCAAUUAUUUCGGUGACAGCGGCCACCAAGAUAACCUUGGCACCUAAUAAUGCCGAUGUGACUGUUGGAGAAAAUGCCACCAUGCAGUGCCAUGCGUCCCAUGAUCCUACCCUUGACCUCACAUUUAUCUGGUCUUUGAAUGGCUUUGUCAUUGACUUUGAUAAAAAGGAUGGACAUUAUGAAAAGAAUGUAAGGAUUGAAGGUGGUAGUGAACUUGCUAUAAAGAAUACCCAGUUAAAGCACGCAGGACGAUAUCUGUGCACUGCUCAAACAAUUGUGGACAACUCCUCCGCAGCAGCUGAUCUUGUAGUCCGAGGGCCACCUGGUCCUCCAGGAGGUAUAAUAGUACAGGAGAUCCGAGAUACGUAUGUAAAACUUGCAUGGAGUAGUGGAACAGACAAUCACCAACCAAUUUCCAAAUACACUAUUCAGUCAAAGAGCAGCCUGUAUGAUGAGUGGAAGGACGCCAAGACAGAAAUCCCAACCAUUGAAGGAAAUAUGGAGUCGGCAAAAGUAAUAGACUUGAUUCCCUGGAUGGAGUAUGAAUUCCGAGUAAUCGCAUCAAAUACAUUAGGAGUAGGAGAACCAAGCUUACCAUCACCAAAAAUUAGGACUCAGGGAGCAGUUCCUGUAGUUGCCCCGUCUGAUGUUGGAGGAGGUGGUAGAAGCAAUCGGGAGUUAACAGUAACAUGGGUGCCUCUGCCACGGGAAUAUCAUUAUGGUGAAAACUUUGCCUACAUUCUUGCUUUUAAGCCUUUCAAUGAUCAACGAUGGAGAAAGGUUUAUGUUGAAAACAAUGAAAUUGGUCGUUAUGUGCUUAAGGACGAUGCAAUUACUCCUGCAACAGAGUUUCAAGUAAAGAUGAAAGCGGUCAAUAGCAAAGGAGAAGGACCUUUUAGCAGCCCAGCCAUUAUAGUUUCAGCAGACGAUGAGCCAAGAGAAGCCCCCACUGCUGUCUCAGUCGCUAUGCUAUCAGCUACCGAAAUCUCUGUUACUUGGCAGCCGGUCUACGUUCAGUCUAUAGAGGGUUACCGAAUUCGCUAUUGGCGAAACCAGGAUAAUGAAGUAGCAGCACAUGAAUUACAAGUGAAGGCUGCAGACAAUACAGCGCGGCUGGAAGGCCUAAUGCCAAACACUGAAUACAACUUAAAAGUGCACGCGUACAAUAGUGCCGGAGAUGGCCCUGCAAGUCAAAUAAAUAGGUUUAUAACAAGAAAAGCACCUCCAAGUCAGGUUCCAACCAUAAAAAGUGUAGUUAGAUCCGGCUCUCAGUACAUUAUUUCCUGGGGUCAUGUGAGUGCGUUACACAACGAAUCAGAUGUGACGGGCUACAAAAUCCUUUACAGGCCAGACGGACAGAAAGAAGGCAAGUUAUAUUCAACCGGAAAACAUUAUUUUGAAGUGCCUGCCCCAAAGGAGGGAGAAUAUAUUUUUGAGGUUCGAGCAAGCAGUGAUGGAGGAGAUGGUGCAGUUGCUUUAAUUAAAAUCUCUAGUGGUGCAUCAAGAAUGUUCCCUAUCAGCAUUCUCGGGAUACUCCUGCCAAGCCUAAGCCUUCUGUGGUACUUGGAAUUCUGAAUGUAACAAUAUUUCUAAUAUCCUGGAUGCAGCGUACGACUUUACCUGCUGCAAAGGCGAUGAUCGGUUUCUGACUACUGCGACACCAUCAAAUGCCAAAAAAGAAAAAAAAAUCAAAAAAAAAAGAAAAAAAAAAAGAAACAUCUAUAUAUAUAUAUUACCCUAAUGAUUUAUUAUGAACUUCAAAGAGGACAAAGGCAUUGGGAAAUUCCUCUGAUGAGCAAAUCAUUUUCAAGGAUAAUAAAUAGUUUUUAACUCGUUCCAAUAUGCCUUAUAAAAACACUUACGCCAAUGUGUGACAGUUGCAUGAUGAAACAGGGCAAGUUGCAGUGUUAAAAUUCCAAUAACUUAGACUGUACAGUGAAAGUAAAAUCACCAUCCAUAGGUGAUUCAUCUUUAAUAACACAUUGUGAAAUAUAUUAGAGAUACAAAUGUUGUAUAGAGAAUGUGUAAGAGUAACUACAUCUGUCUGUUCUAUGUUUCGUGUGCUGCAUAUUUUCAGUGACCCCCGUCAUUUGCAAGGCUUUGGCCUCUAGACAUACAGUCAGAUCAAAAACAGUCAUUGCACUCUACACAUUGAUUUAUUCACUAAAAUGUGAAUUGCAUGGAAUUCAUAGUGAAUUCAAAGAGAAUUUCAAAUUUUAGAUCAAAAUAACAAAUUUGGGAGCAUUCUCCGAGCCGUUUUUUUUCUUUUAGCUCAGCUAUUUUGGAAAAAAACAAAUAAAUAAAAAUAAACUAAAUUCUCUUCAAAUUCACUUUGCACGUCUGACAAUUUACACUUCAGUCAAUCACAUGAAAUGAAUCUCAUCUCUACAGUAAGUGAAUGUAAAACGGCAUAAAAUGAUCUGUGACCGAAGGUUCUUACAAUUUUCAUUAUAAAAUGCAGGAAGAGGCUAAUGCUCGUUAGAAUCAAUAAUUCCUUAUUUUAAGGACUUUCACAGUAGGCAAUACUAUCACAAUGUUAAAAGUGCAAUAGAAGCCCAAAAAAUGAAUGUAAAUUAAAACUGAACAAAUCACUUUUGAAAAUAAUAUAAAACAUCAAAACCAGUUAACAAUGUAAAACACUUACUCUCGUUUAAAGUGUUUAGUAACCCAUAUAAUGGUUGCCAUCGUAGCCGCAAAAGGCUAUACUGAUGUUUUUAAUUUGGUAAUAUUCUUGAAUUUAGAUGUUUGUUAUAUCUCCGACCUGGUCAAAAAAGAAGAUUCAGGGUUAUAAACUUUCUAGGGUUGAAGCCAUCAAGCCCAUUUAAAUAAAUAUAGCCAAACAAUAUAUUUCUUUCUUUAAAUAAGCUGCUAUAUUGUCUUCAAACCUUUAUAUGUUUCGAAUCUGCUAAGAGUUUGACUUACACGAUUGUUGUAGAUAACCGGUCAUUUGUUUAUACGAAUAUACGCUUAUACGCAAACUGGGUAUAUCUGAAACUUUAUAUCUCCCUCACUUCGAGUUUUCAUAUUUUAUUUUUUCUGCUAUUGUUUCACUGUAGACCAUGCAAUCACAAAUCUAAAAGCGUUUGAUGAUGUAUGGUGUGGUGUGAUAAUUGUUACUGUAAAAUUGUUCCAGAAUCGUUGUGUAUAAGGUGAUGUGGCGACAGUUGUCGACUUGUGGUUAAGUAACAGAAAUAUAAGUAAAACUAUGAAGAUGUGAUGGUCGUAGGAAGCAACAAAUUACAUUCUGAACUGCCGCAGUAUAAACACAUCCCAAUAUAAUGAAUGUGUUUGUUCUGACUCUGUCUAUACUUUUUUUCUGUAUGGUCAUGAUGAUUUUCAAGGUGUGCUAUAGUAUUUUAGUUCAUGUGUGAAUGAUAUAUCAUCACAGUGUUAUUAAGCUGGGUCAAGUGAUAGUGCAAUGUUUCUUUUUCAAUUAUUUUGUAUUACAGUAUAUUAUGAUUAUUAGCACAACCUUGUUAGCUGAUUGGGUAUAGAUCUUUUAUCUUUAUAGAUGCAAUACCAUAGAGGUCUUUAUUAAUAUAUUCCGAAAGAGAAAAAAAAAAAGUCUGAUUUUGCUGUUUAUUCCUGUCUUUUUUUCUUUUUUUCUUUUUUUUAAAUUCUUUUUUCUAUUUUUUUCAUAUUGUCUACGUAUAAUGAUCACAUUUAGGCUCUUCAUUAACAAAAAAUAAUAUCAGUAAUAUUUUAUUGAAGUAAAGGUUUAUGAAAAGGAUUAUUACAAAAUACAAAAAAGUUACAUCAUAUAAAUAAUAUUAUUCACUAUAUAUUAUUACACAUACACACUAUAUGCAUAUAUUAUAUAUUUUACAUAGUGCACAUACAGUAUAUACAUAUGCUGCAUGUGUGUGUUACACUUAUAUAUAAUAUAGAAUUUUGUGUAUGUGCAUACCUGCAGUGCAAGUUGAAUCAUCUGUUUAGUUUCCUGCACAUAAUUAAUAGUUGUGCAGUAUCUUGUUGAGAUGUAUAUGUUUUUUGCUUAAAUAGCACUAAAUAAAAAAGCACAUAUUUUCUGUGAAUUACCGUAAGUAGGUAGGGUAAACAUUUCUGAAAUCCCUUAACCGUACAAUAAAGAAAGGGACAGUGAGUUCUAAUUUGCUGUUAACACUAUGAAGAAAUAUAUCGUGUAAAAUGAGCGCCUUUAAUUGGGUACAUAGUGAGUACAUUUUGUUCCUUUCAAUUAAAGUUGCAGUAAGUUGAAUUUUAGUUGCAUUUUUUUGCAUUUUUUUUUUUACUUUGUAUAUUUUUUUAUAUGUUGUUUUUACUUAAGUGAACUAGGCAGGGAUCACGUGUUAUCAUUUUUAUGAGUGAAUGUCAAUUAAAGUUAAAUAAUUAUCAGUAUUACUCACAAUGUAACUGCUGGCCUUUACAUUUACCAAAAUGUUAUGUUUUGUUUUAAAAAAAGAGAAAUCACCAAAAUAAAAGGCAUUUGACAAACUA